Molecule: messenger RNA, 823 nt
Organism: Callorhinchus milii (elephant shark)
Lineage: Eukaryota; Metazoa; Chordata; Chondrichthyes; Chimaeriformes; Callorhinchidae
Product: RNA-binding protein 7
Biological process (GO): regulation of alternative mRNA splicing, via spliceosome
Cellular component (GO): nucleus
Molecular function (GO): single-stranded RNA binding
Source: RefSeq, a predicted model, not a curated record
GAGCAGCCUCUUCCAGGACACAGCUGGUUCCUCUCUGUUCCUGACUCCACCUUACUCUGUGAACAGCAACUACAGCAACCCCAACCCUUCUUACUGGCAAGCCAUGGUGAACACUUACACGCUACAGCAAUACCACAUCAACGCACAUCUGGCUCAACAGCAGCAGCAGCAGCAACAGCUGUACUACCAGGCCCUGUCCCAGGAGCUGGGGACCACGCCUCUCUCUGCGUCCUACUUCAACUCCGGCACCGGAUUGUCGCAGGCUGGCUGGGGGGAGAGGGAGCCGGAGGAGAUGGAGAGAGACCGAGGCAAAUCUGACAACGGGGCCAACGACAUGAACUGGAGUAGCGGCAGCGAGGCCGACCGGAACAGAGAUGGACUGAGGAGCGGACACAGAGAGCACCACCACUACAAGAAGCACAAGUCCAAGAAAAAGAAGCACUGAAAUCUGGCAUUUCCUUUACCCCCUUUCCCCUUCCUCUCUUCCCUCCUCUCUCCUGCUCCCUCCUCCCUCCAGGGCAAGGCUGAGGAAGGGCGAUUUACAAAUGUAAGCGAGUGAGUGAUGGAUAGAUGCUGUUUCAUCCGAUGUCCCGAGUUUGAACUGUGCGAUUGGAGAUGAUCAGCUGCUGAGUUGUUGCAAAGUUUAUCCCUCCCUCCCUCCCUCCCUCCGCACCUGCACUAGAUAACCUAACCAAGGCUUGUGUGUACAUUGGUUGGCAGGUUGGUGAGCAAUUCCAUGUUACGUCACCUGCAGGUAAUAACUGCGUUUACACUGGGCAAAAAAAUAUGGUGUAAAAAAAAUUAAAACAGAAACAUGCAGAGA